Sphaeroforma arctica JP610 is the source of this 1642-nucleotide messenger RNA. RefSeq lists its product as hypothetical. Lineage: Eukaryota; Ichthyosporea; Ichthyophonida. The transcript has 7 exons. The coding region runs from base 30 to 863 and encodes 277 amino acids. The record is from RefSeq and is a predicted model, not a curated record.
AGGCAACUCUGCAGUGUUCAUCUGGCAAGAUGCAGGUAGAAGGGUGCUCGGACACAACUAAAGGCAGAGCCGCAAUUACCUUAGACGUCGACGCGGAGACCAUUUACAAAGUCAGGAUAUUGAGUAGCAAAUUAAGAGAGUUGUCAGUCAGUGGGCUGAACGGGAACGACACCUACACGGUCUAUGCCUGGCCCACAGACACGGAGCUUCUCGAGACCACUGUACACAAACGAUUCAUGCCGGUUGACUGGAAGAAAAAUCCCGAUACUAGACUGGCAUACUUUGCGAACCCCCCAUUGGGCCAGUCCAUGUUUAAAGAGCUUAUGUUUAUUGUUCAUGGCACUGACGACGAGGUCACGGAUAGCGCCAAAUCUCGCAGUGCAAAGGCGGCGGAGAAGUUCUUCCAGAAACGGUGUCCGAAGGAAGCAACGCCGUUUGUAAUCCUAUCAGGGUCCACUGCAUCUGAACCACACUUCAAAGCGCUCAACGCUGACGCGGCUGGGGAUCUCCGUGCGGCUACCAGUACCGUACGUCCAUGCGCCAAGGAUGGGGUGGUCAAGUCUCUACAAGACGUCUGUGAUAUCUUAACGAAUAACCGUGUGUUCAGUGACGAACACCCGGAAACUUUAGAUACAGGCAUCCCUGACUCGAAACUAACCAAGGCCGACGCUGGCGUAGAAGGAAUAGAUGAGGUUGUGAUUCCAGUCUUCGCACCAAAGGACGAUGCUCUGGCCAUGGCUGUGUUUGUGGCAGAUGCCUUAAGCCUUGACUCGAGCGAGAAGGAAAAGCUUGUUAAAUUAGAGCUGGGCGACUAUGACUGCGUGAUAGUCGGCAAAAAUGGCGUUGAGGUGAUCCAAGCGUAGGUAGACUCCUCGGCUAACGGUAGAGUGGCUUCAUCCAGCUGUACCUGACUAGUACAAGGGUUGUCGGGACAACUCCCUGCAUCGCACCACAGCAUUCAUGUAAAGAUUCAGAUAUGACUCAGCGGCUCGAUUAGUGUGGUCAACCGAGGUAUAGAUACCCUUGUAUUGUCAUUUGUGUAUCUUUACUUGCAUAGACACUAUAUGACAGUUUUCGCCCAGUUCGGUUGGUCUGAAUCCCAUUUAAAUGGCGCAGUCCUAAAACGGCGGAAGAAAGGCGGUACAGCAACCGUUGGACUGUCUUCUGGCGCUCAACGCCAGUUAACAGGCCAAUGACCUCGCCGAACGGUGUGUGUUGUACUGUCUGGGCUAUGUAUCAGGCUGUCAACUCCAAUCGUCUCACUACUACAGCUCUAGUAGUCCAGGUCACUCCCUGCUAUUUAACGGCGAAUGGAAUUAGCUUUGCGUGACUUGGGCGGCAAUAUGUAUGUAUGUACCUCCAUAGCAUCUUGAGACAGUGUGACUAAAUAUGAAAUCCGACUUAAAAUCCGACCCCAGUCAUGACCUUCAAACCAAACAAUACAGGGCUAUGCCCCAGUGGAGUGAAUACUCUUCUCUGUCCCGUCUUCCCCAGAGGCAGUAUAUCAUACUAUCUCAAGUUCUUAAGUUAUCUUAACAUAGCCGGGGCUAGGAGUCUAUGACACAACAUAUAACAUAGCCCCUUCUAACAUAUAAAACCAUGAAAAGUAAAAAGCCUGAAUCUGCUCCAGAUCUAUAUUUAC